ACACACACACACACACACACACACACACACACACACACACACACAUUUUAGAUGAUGGUGGAUGUCACGCUGGCUCAAGUGGGCAAGAAUCUGACUGAAGCCAUGAGGAUCCUGGGUGACGGACAGAGAGAGCUGGAGGCAGGAACAGAGACACGGCGCUUUAGUAGAACCAGCAUUCCUGGACCCCUGCAGGGAGAUGGUCAGGAUGUUGCCACUAUACUGCACCUUGUUCACAACCUCAUUCAUGAAGAGGAGGAGGAAGAGGGGAAGGCAAACCAACAUAGGAUGCAGAAUGUGGGUGAACAGGGUCACAUGGCGCUGCUGGGUCACAGCCUGGCAGCCUACAUCUCAGUGUUGGACAGAGAACGACUGCGGAAGCUGACCACUCGGAUCCUGUCUGACACCACACUGUGGCUCUGCAGACUGUUCAGGUAUGAGAGUGGUUCAGCCUACUUCCAUGAAGAUGACAGGGAUGGUCUUGUCAAAGUGUGUCGGCUCGUCAUCAAUGCCCGUUAUGAAGAAUAUGCCUCUGAGGGCUAUGCAGUCCUCAGCUCCAAACAGCCAGUCAUCUACCAGAGCGCCUCCUGCAGGCCUGGUCUGGGACAGCAUCUGUGCAGCCAGCUCGGCCUGCCUCUCUCCAGUUUGUGCACAGUCCCAUGCAACACCAUCUUUGGAUCCCAACACCAAAUGGAUGUUGCUCUGUUGGACAAACUAAUCAAAGAGGACGUAGAUGCUGGGAAACUUCCUUUGCUGUUGAUCGCCAACGCAGGUACCCCUGGAGCUGGCCAUACAGACAAGCUGAGUCGUCUGAAGGAGCUGUGUGAUCAGUACAACAUGUGGCUCCAUGUGGAGGGAGUCAACCUGGCAACUCUGGCACUGGGUCAGGCCACCUCUGCUGUCGUGGCAGCCACCAAAAGUGACAGCAUGACGCUGACGCCAGGUCUGUGGCUGGGACUGCCUGCUGUAACUGCUGUCACCCUCUACAGACAUGAAGACCCAGCACUGUCUCUGGCAGCAGGUUUGACCUCCAGCCAGCCAGUGGAGAAGCUACGAGCACUGCCUCUCUGGCUCUCUCUGCAGUACCUCGGUCACAAUGGAAUCGUCCAGAAGAUCAGACACGGCACUUCUCUGAGCCAGCAACUGUUGCAGAAGUUAAAAAGUCUGACCUCCAUCAAAACAUCGGUGGAGGAUGAACUCAACUCUCCUGUGGUGCUAUUCAAGUUUUCCCAGGAAAUGAGUGCUGCAUCCAGUGGGGGGUCAGUGGAGGGUUACUGUGCUGGUGAGAAAGAGGUGCUUGAUACCUUCAACAGAUGGCUCGGUGAGCAGCUGGCCCAGCUUGUUCCCAACAGUGGGAUAGAUGUCGUGGAGCUUGAAGAUGAGGGUACCUGUGUUCGUUUCAGCCCCCUCCUGACUGCUGCAGUUCUGGGGACCCAGCAGGAGGAUGUGGAGGACCUGGUGGAGAAGCUAUCAGAGCUGGUGCCUAUGAUGAACUCCACAAUGUCCCUCAGACAGGACUUCAGAGAGGAGACCCACCGACACGCACCUUCAAUCAGAUAUAUGGAGGAGCUCAGCUGGCCUGGCCUGGGAGCUGUCCAGUACGUGCCACAGACUGAAGAAACGGAUGAGGGCCGGACACAACAGGAGCUGAAGAAAAUCAACACUGAGCUGCUGAAGAAACUACAAGAGCUUGACACUGACAUCAUCUUCUCCACUGGCCCUGAGUUUGGGACAGAGGACUGUAUCUUUGUGAGCAUGGUAACGGAGGACGUGGACGUUUCAGAACUGGUGGACACCAUAGCUGCACUGGGGAGGGACAUUGAGGAGAGUGGAAGGCUAUUGGAGAACAUGACAGAGGUGGUGAGGAAAGGCAUCCUGGAGGCAGAGCUGCAGCUGCAAAAAGCCAAUGAGGAGAAACUCAUGGAAGAGGGGAUGCUGAGACAACUUCCUGUGGUCGGCUCUGUGUUAAACUGGUUCUCUCCAGUUGAAAGCUCCAUUAAGGGCAGGACCUUCAACCUGGCUGCAGGUUCUCUGGACUCCACAGAGGGGACAUACUCCACUAAGGCCCAGGCAGGCAGGACUCUCCAGCAAGACUCUCCCACCUCCUCAUCAAAGAGACUGCCAGGUCAGAGGUUAUUCCGGCGCUCGGGGGCAGGCUCUGACUCCUUCAGUGAAACUAGCUCAGUCGGACAUGCUGAGGAGAUGACCAGGGAAGGCGGUGCCACCCUGAGCAGUAGCAUUCACUCACCCACCCCUCCACCUGUACCUGAGGAAGACUCGCAGAGUACAUGUGACGCCGUACCAAAGGAAGCUGAGGAGUUGAGCGUGCAGGAGCACACGCAGGUGGAGGCUGAAGAGGCCUCAGAGGAGAGAAACCCUGAAGGCCAAGAGGUGGAGCAGAGCAGUGGAUAGGACCACUCUUUCUGCAAGUGUCCUCCAGCCGUCCUCUAAAUGGUACCAGCCUAACAGAUGUUAAAAAAGAAAUGUUAUUACGUUGUGAAUCUAAUGCUUCCAGUUUUGAAGAGAAAACUGACAGUUUGCAUCUGUCCUGUAGUAUCAGCACAGCAAGAAUGUCAGAGUUAAUGGAAACAUUCUCCCCUGGUUACACUGUGAUGCUCAGUUCAGUGCAUUCUACUGAUUUGGUGAUAAAGUGUUCUAAUAUGAUAUUUUGACAUACCCACUUUUCGUCCGCCUGUGGCUGCAGCAUUCUGUUUUCAGAAUGCCCUUUAACCUCUCCCAGAAAGGGACCUGAGAUGUUGAGGCUGCUGUCAGGGGAGUUCUGGUUAGGGUGAAUAUCUCCCUGUAGGAUUGUUUCUGUCUUUGGAACUGCACUAAUAUUUUGACAGAAUAUUGUCACAUGUCUGAUUUAUUCAAAGGGACAACGAUAAUACAGUUCAUGUCAGAAUGGAGUGUGAACAACAUGCCAAAAGCAGUGAUAAUGUGUUUAAGGGUGGAUUUUUCCUUUAAAGUACAGUGACAUCCACGCCUGAUUAAUGUCUCUACACUUUUACAGUCAGUCAAUAACUACAGGGCGUCCUGUAGUGAAUAAAGAACAGGAGUAGAUGAGUAGCCAUAAUACAUACAGAUUUUAUUAGCUUUAAAAAGACACAGGAUUGAUUCGUGUCCAUUAAAUAGUCCGUUCACUUCACCUCCACGCUCGUAAUAAAACAGCUCAUUGUGACAGCAGUGAGUCUCACUACAAUUCAAAUGUUUAGAUUGCACCUCACUGUAAAUAGAUGAUAUUUAUCUAAUCUAACCCACCCAGUUAUUUACAAUGAUAGUCUAUGCUAAAAGAAAUCUGUAUGGAAGGAGUAUUGUGCAAAAUGGAAUCUAUUUAAUGCCUAAUGCCUACUGAUUAUAGCAGUCACCUGCUUAGAGCUUCAAACACUCCCUUCAUAUAUGCACUGCCCCACAGUACUAAGAUGGAGUAUCAAAGCCACUGCUGGGGAGGCUGGGUGGGGGGUGGGGGGGGACUCAAAGGUGCAAUGUGUAGAAUUUAGUGAUGGAAUUUAACAUUCAUAAGUAUGUUUUAAUUAUUGUAUAAUUCCCUGAAAAUAAGAAGUAUUGUGUUUUUUUACCUUACACUGAGCCCUUUAGAUCCACAUAGGGAGUGGGUCCUCUUCCACGCAGGCACCAUGUUUCUACAGUAGCCCAGAACAGACAAACCAAACACUAGAGAGGGCUUUUCACAUCAUUUUCGUGGCCAUUGUGGGUUCUCCUACAUGCUUGGAAGGGGAGGAGUAUUCAGUUGGUUGCAAUAUUGAACCUCACUAGAUGCCACUAAAUCCUACACACUGGUCCUUUAAAUAAAGAAUAAAGUUGGAAUAUUUUUGAAGAAAAGUAGUCAUUUUAUCAGAAAGUCACAAUAUUACAAUUAAAUGCUAUAAUAAGUCCUGAUAUUACAUUUAAAAAAAUAAUAAUUUUACAAUAGUUUGAUGAUAUUAACUCAUAAUUGUACAAGAAAAAGUUAUGAGACUUUGAGAUAAAGUUUAAGUUAUGAUGAUAAAAAGUCACAAUUACAAAAAUAAAGUUGUUAAAGAACAUGAUGCUGAAAGAUAAAGUAGACAUUUUAUGAGAAUAAAGCUGUUAUUUGAUUCAAAAUGUUUGGAGAACAACAAAAAUAUACAGAUGGAUUGGUCAGAGAUGUUCUGUUGCUCUGUGUGACUCUGCCACAAUGAUCCCAGCAGAGCAUCAACAUUCACUCAGUGCACAACACCUGGAAUCAUUUCACUUCAAUGUCCUCAACAACUCCCACAUACAAGAUGGAAUAUUAUGACUUUUUUCACAAAAGUUUGACUACUUUUACUUCCACAAUGUUUUGACUAACUUCUCCAGAUCUCAGCAGUGGCUCUGCUAUUAUUUCACCCAAUACAAACUGCAGCCACAGCUAUUGUGAAACAAACAAAAACCAGAACACAUUAUAAUUGCACUUGCAGCUGGGGCCAUAGUUAUAUGAACUUUUACAUUUUUAUGUAAAUCUAUUUUUAUUUUUUUUGUCAACAAUGCAACCUGAGUAAGAUGUGGCCUUCUGUCACAGAGGAGCAUUGCUUUGCAGGUAUUUACUGUAUGAGGAAUAUAUGUUUCUUUUUCUUUGCCAAAAACAUCUCGCCAGACCUGGAUCAAAGUACUGCGCUUUGAGGAUUACCCUUUAAACAUUUUUCAAGUGCCAUAGUAGAGGGCCAAAUGGGUGUUCUUUAUUUAUUUUGGACCAUUCAGUUGAUUCUGUUAGGUUAGGAAAUUCCAUAAUAAUCACAGUAAGCACAGACUGAUGAUUGUUAGCAUGUGUGCACUUCAUUAAGGUGAUUUAAAGGAUUGUUGUGUGUAGAGGUUCACCUGCCUGGGACCACCUGUGUGCUAAAUUGCUUACAGAAGCUUUCAAACACUGGGCCUCAUGUUAGGACAUUUUCACAUUCAUCUCUUACAUCUCCAUCAGUUUGUUCAUUGUUCCCAGGCGGAUUCAUCAAACUCUCAUAAAUUGCUUGUUUAAACAUAAUGAAUGCCACCUGCUCAUGAGGAGGUGUGUAUGAUUGACCCGUUUCAUUGUGUUUGCAAGAAAAUCUUAUUCACACAAAAAAAAUAAAGAAAAAGUAAAAAGAAUAAUUUAUGAAUGUAUGGAAGUAAAAUCCUGCUGUCAAAAAUAAUGAGAUGAAAACACAACUAAUCCAGCCUGGUAGUAGUCACACUACUGUCUGUAUGUACUGUCUGACACAGUUACAUAUGAAAUAAUGUGAUGGCAGUCAUAUUGAUGAACAAAAUAUAAAUGUGGCACAAAGUUUAUUUGUAUAAUGUGCUUCAUUUGAGUUGAUACCACUAUUAUAUUUCAACUAGAAUCUCAUUCAGACAAAGAAAUGAUAAAUCCUCUGUGGAAAGAGUCAGACUGUCUGUACAUGACUCAUUCAACAAGUCUGGACCACCUGGGAGUUUUAUCAAAGAUAAUAUUCUAAGUAAGAACAUUCAGUUAAAUCCUUCAUACAUACCGUUAAAGAACAAAUGUGUCUGUGUCAGUGAAUGUUGCAAGAGGCCCGUUGUGUUUUAUCUCUGCUGUGUUUAUCACACAGAUAUUUGAAGGAUCCCAAAGGUCCCCACACACUGUGCACGUUUGACCUUUCUCAGGUGAUUGAUUGUGAGAGAAGCAUGGUGAGUUCAUAUGAAUAAUUUAGAUAGAGACAAAAAAACAAACUGACCACUCAGAAUACAACAUCAAAUCACAUUAAAUACCGUGUCCGUCCUGAGAUGCAUGCAUGUAGAUAUGACCGCCACAUUUCUAUAGAACCCAUUUUAAAAUUCAAAUUCGAGAAAAAAUAUUGUCAGAACUUGUUUUUGCUGCAUUUUCAAAACAGGAGAAGAUUCAAAAAUAGGUGGUUAUAAAAAAUGGUUGUUUUUGUUUUUUUUUCUAUUUCCAUCAUUGCACAAAAAUGUAACACAUAUUCAUCAAACAGUCUGACACAAGAUUGUAUUACACCAUCUCACACAGUGUGAUAUGUAACGCACCUUGUCAAAAGGGGUCAAAACGUACGACUGGCAGUGUUGGAAAUGGAAUGAUCAAAUAGCAUCAGUGGUCAUGAAUCUGGGAUGGGAACCUUUCUUAACAUGCAAACUUCUGUAGCCUCAUAUUGAACAAUCUGAUGCAACUGUACACUACAUUGAUUAUUGGUGGCUUGUCAUUAGUGAUGACAUGAUUAUCAUUAAUGCAGAAUUGUUUUCUGUGUCAUUUGGAAUUGAAUGGCAGUGAAUCAGCCUCAAUAGGUUUGGCAGAAGUUUGCUUUAAUGUUGGUGCCUGACUGUAAAAACUCAAAAUGCCUAAAAGUGAAAGAAAAAACACACAUUACUUUAGUACUUUGAACCAGGUGCUGGUGGAAUAUUUACUGUAAAAUGUUAAAGUGGUUAUAAUAGAAUGGUUUGUUAAGGUAAAUGAAUUAACUCAGCGGGGAUGAAGAUUUUAAAAGAAUGGAGUUCAGCUUUAUUGCACUUGUUCUGUAGAUAAUUACUACUGUACUUUGUUUAAUUUCUUAUAUGAUGUAAAUGAAGCAAAAUCUUCUUAAUGAUUAUUUCUGUUGUGUGAUUACAAUGCAAAGCUAAAUCAAUAACUUUAUAACCUUCCAAGAACACCUUUGAUGAAGAACUUUUUGAUUUGAUAUGAUGAAAUGUCCUGGACCGUCCUGCCUGUCACUGUCUGUCUGACUGAUUGUAUUUAAUAAGCAGAAAUGUUUUCUACCUUUUAGUUUACAGCACAGAAACGCUUUGACAUAUUUUGUGUAAAUUCUGUCUGUCAACAGAUUAAAUUCUAAGUUUUGUAGUCCUAA
Messenger RNA from Scomber scombrus (Atlantic mackerel), 6800 nucleotides. RefSeq names its product pyridoxal-dependent decarboxylase domain containing 1 (gene pdxdc1). The coding region runs from base 52 to 2409 and encodes 785 amino acids. The record is from RefSeq and is a predicted model, not a curated record. Gene Ontology annotation, biological process: carboxylic acid metabolic process. Gene Ontology annotation, cellular component: intracellular membrane-bounded organelle. Lineage: Eukaryota; Metazoa; Chordata; Actinopteri; Scombriformes; Scombridae. Gene Ontology annotation, molecular function: pyridoxal phosphate binding; carbon-carbon lyase activity. The transcript has 22 exons.